GACACGAGCGGAUUCGGAGUUCGAUUUGGAUUGAAUCGAUCUCGGAUAGAAGGGGGGAAGAACGCAGAGCCGUCGACGCACGCCGUGCUCGUGCUGCUCCUCCGUUCCUCCUCGACUCCGACCGGAGGGGCGUGCAGGAAGGGCGGGACGCGAGAGAGAGAGAUGGGGCGGCCGCGAGGAGGGACGAGCAGAGGGAAGCAGAAGAUCGAGAUCCGCUUCAUCGAGGACAAGAGCAGGCGCGAGGUGAGCUUCUCCAAGCGCCGCGCCGGGCUGUUCAAGAAGGCGUCCGAGCUCCGCGUGCUCUGCGGCGCGUCCGUCGCCGUCCUCUCCGUCUCCAUGGCCGGCAAGGUGCACGCCUUCGGCGGGCCGGACGUCGCCGCUGUCCUCCGCCGCCACGCCCUGCCCCCGGCGGCGGCGGCGGUGGCGCCUCGUCUUCUUCUUCCUCCGCCCCGCUCCCUCGUCAUGGCGGUGGCGACAACAGCGCCCGGUAUCCUUCCGCCGCCCCGGCCGGCGGCUUCGAAGGCUGCGGCGAGGUGCUGUGGUGGGCGGCGGAGCAGACCAAGGUGAAGGUGGAGGUGGCGGUGGCGGCGAAGGAGGCGCGGGUUCGCAGCAUGGUGGACAAGGUCGCGAAGGCGAAGGCGAAGGCGAAGGCGGGCCGGCAGUUUUGGUGGGAGGCGGACGUCGUCGAGGCGCUCGGCGAAGCGGAGCUGCCGGACUUCGCCAAGGCGCUCGAGAGGUUCAGGCACAGCGUCUGCCUGAGCAUCAACAAGCUGCAGCUCUCCACCACGCCGCGGCAGCAACUGCACAUCUCGGAUUAUUAUUCGUUUUAGGUGCUACGAGUGCUUGUUUGAAUCAUGCUGUUAAAGGCGUAUUAGCACUGCUAGUUGCAAUCAAUUAUUCGUGCUUACUACUGAUUAUGGCCUGUUAGGUCAGUCUCAAUUUAUAAUUUUAUGGUAUAGUUAUCAAGACUAUAAACUAGGAA
Oryza brachyantha (malo sina) is the source of this 982-nucleotide messenger RNA. RefSeq names its product agamous-like MADS-box protein AGL62. Gene Ontology annotation, biological process: regulation of transcription by RNA polymerase II. The record is from RefSeq and is a predicted model, not a curated record. Bases 163 to 567 code for a protein of 134 amino acids. Gene Ontology annotation, molecular function: DNA-binding transcription factor activity, RNA polymerase II-specific; RNA polymerase II cis-regulatory region sequence-specific DNA binding; protein dimerization activity. Lineage: Eukaryota; Viridiplantae; Streptophyta; Magnoliopsida; Poales; Poaceae. The transcript has a single exon.